GGCGCAGAAAGCGGAGGAGGCGCACGCUUUCCUCUUGGCGCGUCGGAUGCUGCCCUCGGGGCUGCUUAAUGCGCUUUGGCCGCCGAGCCCACCCUCCUCCUCCUCCUCCUCCUCUUCGUCCUCCCGGAGCGGCAGCAGGUGUCGGCGUUGGGCAGGGAGGGGUUAAGCCCCGGCCGCGUCGGAGCGGGAGGCAGCCAGGCAGCCAGGCGGCGGCGGCAGCAUCGAGAGCAGCAACAGCAGCAGCAUCGGGAGCGAAGGCGGCGGCGGCGGGUUGCUAGGGAUGGCGAGCGCUCGUCUCACCCGGAUGUGAGAGUGUCAUGUUGGCCCAAACCGGGGGAGACUGGCAAGCAGCGGCGAAGGAGGCGAAGAAGAAGCCGAGGCGGAGGCGGAGGAGGGCGGCGAGCCCGCGGUGGGGGCGGCCGCAGUGACCCUUCCUUCCUUCCUUCCUUCUUUCCUUCCUUCCUUGCAUCCAUCCUAGCUCCCUUCUUCCCUUCCUUCCUUCCUUCCUUCCCUUGCCUCUCGCCACCAGCCGGGCGGCGCCCCCCGCGCCAUGGGCACCGCCGGAUAGCAGGGCGGCCAGGAGGGGCGAGGGCCACACGCAGGAGGGCAGCGGGCACCCGAGGCCCCGCGCCGAGUGACCAUGAUGCCCCAAACGCAGCCGCCGCCGCUCGCCCCGGAUGAAGCAAGCUAUGCAAAUAGCACCAGAGUCCCUCUCCCUGGUGACGGACCGGCCUUGCAGCCAAACAGCUCAGAACCGCCCAAGCAAACUGUGCUAUCUUGGCAGGCUGCAAUCGAUGCUGCGAGACAAGCUAAGGCUGCCCAAAGCAUGAGCACCGCCACCCCAGGCCAACCGGCAGGAUCGCUGUCCCAAAGAAAGCGCCAGCAAUAUGCCAAGAGCAAAAAACAGGGUAACACAUCCAACAGUCGACCAGCUCGUGCCCUUUUUUGUUUAUCCCUCAACAACCCCAUCCGAAGAGCCUGCAUUAGUAUAGUAGAAUGGAAACCAUUUGACAUAUUUAUAUUACUGGCUAUUUUUGCCAAUUGUGUGGCCUUAGCUGUUUACAUCCCAUUCCCAGAAGAUGAUUCUAAUUCAACAAAUCAUAACUUGGAAAAAGUAGAAUAUGCCUUCCUCAUAAUUUUUACAAUCGAAACGUUUUUGAAGAUUAUAGCAUAUGGAUUAUUACUACAUCCCAAUGCGUAUGUUAGAAAUGGAUGGAAUUUAUUGGAUUUUGUAAUAGUAAUUGUAGGAUUGUUUAGUGUAAUUUUGGAACAAUUAACCAAAGAAGCAGAAGGGGGAAGCCAUUCGGGUGGUAAACCGGGUGGUUUUGAUGUAAAAGCCCUAAGAGCCUUUCGUGUGUUGCGACCUCUCCGGCUUGUAUCAGGAGUACCCAGUUUACAGGUUGUCCUGAACUCCAUUAUAAAAGCCAUGGUUCCCUUGCUCCAUAUUGCCCUUUUGGUAUUAUUUGUGAUCAUAAUCUAUGCUAUUAUAGGAUUGGAACUUUUUAUUGGAAAAAUGCACAAAGCAUGUUUUUUUGAUGCUACAGAAAUAUUAGCUGAAGAAGAUCCUGCACCGUGUGCAUUCUCAGGGAGUGGACGUCAGUGUCCAAUUAAUGGCACUGAAUGUAAGGGCGGUUGGCCUGGACCCAAUGGUGGCAUAACCAACUUUGAUAACUUUGGCUAUGCAAUGUUAACUGUAUUCCAGUGUAUAACCAUGGAAGGAUGGACUGAUGUGCUAUACUGGGUAAAUGAUGCAAUAGGAUGUGAAUGGCCAUGGAUCUAUUUUGUUAGUCUUAUCAUUCUUGGCUCAUUUUUCGUACUUAACCUGGUUCUUGGUGUACUUAGUGGGGAAUUUUCCAAAGAAAGAGAAAAAGCCAAGGCCAGAGGAGAUUUUCAGAAGCUGCGUGAAAAGCAGCAGCUUGAAGAAGAUCUCAAAGGCUAUUUGGAUUGGAUUACACAAGCAGAAGAUAUUGACCCUGAGAAUGAAGAAGAAGGGGAUGGCGAAGGCAAACGGAAUACAAGCAUGCAAGUAAGCGAAACUGAAUCUGUGAAUACUGAAAAUGUGGCUGGAGAAGGAGAGAGUCCAGCAUGUUGUGGAACUCUGUGUCAAGUUAUCUCAAAAACCAAGUUCAGUCGACGCUGGCGACGAUGGAACAGAUUCAAUCGAAGAAGAUGCCGGGCUGCUGUAAAAUCCGUUUCGUUUUAUUGGUUAGUUAUUGUACUCGUCUUCCUGAACACCUUAACUAUCUCAUCAGAGCAUUACAAUCAGCCUGAUUGGUUGACACAAAUACAAGAUAUUGCAAAUAAAGUUCUCCUGGCUUUGUUCACCUGUGAAAUGUUAAUAAAAAUGUAUAGUCUGGGCCUGCAGUCUUACUUUGUGUCCCUUUUUAAUCGCUUUGACUGCUUCGUGGUCUGUGGCGGCAUUGUUGAAACCAUCUUGGUGGAGUUGGAAAUCAUGUCUCCCCUGGGCAUUUCAGUGUUCCGCUGUGUUCGUCUUCUCCGUAUUUUUAAAGUAACCAGGCACUGGACAUCCCUGAGCAACUUGGUAGCAUCCUUGUUAAACUCAAUGAAGUCCAUUGCUUCACUGUUGCUUCUGCUUUUCCUCUUCAUCAUAAUCUUCUCAUUGCUUGGAAUGCAGCUGUUUGGAGGCAAAUUUAAUUUUGAUGAAACUCAAACAAAACGGAGCACCUUCGAUAAUUUCCCACAAGCUCUUUUAACUGUAUUCCAGAUUCUAACAGGUGAAGACUGGAAUGCUGUUAUGUAUGAUGGCAUUAUGGCGUAUGGUGGUCCUUCAUCAUCUGGAAUGGUAGUCUGUGUAUACUUCAUUAUCCUCUUCAUCUGUGGUAACUAUAUCUUGCUGAAUGUCUUCUUGGCCAUUGCAGUUGAUAACCUAGCAGAUGCAGAAAGUCUAAACACUGCUCAGAAGGAGGAAGCAGAAGAAAAAGAGAGAAAGAAGACUGCCAGAAAAGAAAGCUUGGAUAUUAAAAAGGGGGACAAAGCAGAUGGUGAUCUAAAGAAGGCCAAGGAUUCUAAGGUUACAAUUAAUGAAUAUGGAGAAGGAGAAGAUGAAGACAAAGAUCCUUAUCCACCAUGUGAUGUUCCAGUAGGGGAAGAGGAAGAGGAAGAGGAAGAAGAGCCUGAAGUUCCAGCUGGCCCUCGGCCCCGAAGAAUAUCUGAGCUUAAUAUGAAAGAGAAAAUGACACCAAUCCCUGAAGGAAGCUCCUUCUUUAUUUUCAGCACCACAAAUCCGAUCCGUGUGGGAUGUCACAGGCUCAUCAACCAUCACAUUUUUACCAACCUCAUUCUUGUCUUCAUCAUGCUUAGCAGUGCUUCCCUUGCAGCUGAGGACCCCAUUCGCAGUCAUUCUUUUCGAAACAACAUCCUAGGGUAUGCAGAUUAUGUCUUCACUAGUAUGUUUACAUUUGAGAUCAUGUUGAAGCUGACCGUUUUUGGAGCAUUUCUUCAUAAAGGAUCUUUCUGCCGGAAUUAUUUUAACUUGCUGGACUUGUUGGUAGUGGGUGUUUCUCUUGUGUCAUUUGGCAUUCAAUCAAGUGCUAUUUCAGUUGUGAAGAUUCUGAGAGUUUUAAGGGUCUUAAGGCCUUUAAGGGCAAUCAACAGAGCAAAAGGACUUAAGCAUGUUGUUCAGUGUGUCUUUGUUGCAAUUCGAACUAUUGGUAAUAUCAUGAUAGUUACAACUCUGCUCCAGUUCAUGUUUGCGUGUAUUGGUGUCCAGCUCUUUAAGGGAAAGUUUUAUCGGUGUACAGAUGAAGCAAAGCAAAACCCCAUAGAAUGCCAGGGAAUAUUUAUUGUUUAUAAAGAUGGAGAUGUGGAGAGUCCAAUGGUGAGAGAGAGAUCAUGGCAAAACAGUGAUUUCAAUUUCGAUAAUGUGCUAACAGCUAUGAUGGCCCUCUUUACUGUUUCUACUUUUGAAGGCUGGCCUGCGCUUCUCUAUAAAGCUAUAGACUCAAAUGGAGAGAAUAUCGGCCCCAUCUACAAUUACCGAGUGGAGAUUUCUAUUUUCUUCAUCAUUUACAUCAUCAUUAUCGCUUUCUUCAUGAUGAACAUAUUUGUUGGUUUUGUAAUUGUUACAUUCCAAGAACAGGGAGAACAGGAGUACAAGAACUGUGAACUGGACAAGAAUCAGCGUCAAUGUGUGGAAUAUGCUUUGAAAGCACGGCCUUUGCGUAGAUACAUUCCAAAAAAUCCUUACCAGUACAAGUUCUGGUAUAUGGUCAAUUCUACUGUCUUUGAAUAUAUCAUGUUUGUCCUCAUCAUGCUGAACACACUUUGCUUGGCAAUGCAGCACUAUGGACAGUCAAAGAUUUUUAAUGAUGCAAUGGAUAUUCUGAAUAUGGUUUUUACCGCAGUGUUUACUGUUGAAAUGAUUUUGAAACUUAUUGCAUUUAAGCCGAAGAUUUGUGUGCCAAAAAAGAAAAGAUAUCUAGGUUAUUUUAGUGAUGCCUGGAACACGUUUGACUCCCUCGUCGUUCUUGGCAGCAUAGUAGACAUCGUUCUCAGUGAGGCUGAUCACUAUUUCACUGAUGCAUGGAACACUUUUGAUGCCUUAAUUGUUGUUGGUAGCGUCGUUGAUAUUGCUAUAACAGAAGUUAAUCCAAAGCCAACUGAAACUGUCACAACUGAUGAGUCUGGGAACAGCGAAGACAGUGCGAGGAUUUCCAUCACCUUUUUCCGUCUUUUCCGAGUGAUGCGAUUGGUGAAGCUGCUCAGCAGGGGUGAAGGGAUCAGAACUUUGCUCUGGACGUUUAUUAAAUCAUUUCAAGCUCUGCCAUAUGUUGCUCUUUUGAUAGCAAUGUUAUUUUUCAUCUAUGCAGUUAUUGGAAUGCAGGUAUUUGGCAAAGUAGCUCUGAAGGAUGGUAGUCAAAUUAACAGGAACAACAACUUUCAGACUUUCCCACAAGCGGUGCUUCUUCUCUUCCGGUGUGCAACGGGAGAGGCUUGGCAAGAGAUCAUGUUGGCUUGUAUGCCUGGGAAACGAUGUGACCCAGAGUCUGAUUUUGGCCCAGGAGAAGAAUACACGUGCGGAAGCAACUUUGCUAUUAUUUAUUUUAUCAGUUUCUAUAUGUUGUGUGCUUUUUUGAUCAUCAACCUCUUUGUGGCUGUCAUCAUGGACAACUUUGAUUAUUUGACACGUGAUUGGUCUAUUCUUGGUCCACAUCAUUUAGAUGAAUUUAAAAGAAUAUGGUCAGAAUAUGAUCCUGAAGCCAAGGGAAGAAUAAAGCACCUUGAUGUUGUUACUUUGUUACGACGCAUUCAGCCUCCUCUUGGUUUCGGUAAAUUGUGCCCUCACAGAGUUGCCUGCAAGCGGUUGGUAGCCAUGAACAUGCCCCUAAACAGUGAUGGAACAGUUAUGUUUAAUGCUACUUUAUUUGCUUUAGUAAGAACAGCCCUGAAGAUCAAAACAGAAGGAAAUCUUGAACAAGCUAAUGAAGAACUCCGGGCAGUUAUAAAGAAAAUCUGGAAGAAAACUAGCAUGAAGCUCCUGGAUCAAGUUGUUCCCCCUGCUGGUGAUGAUGAGGUAACCGUGGGGAAGUUCUAUGCCACCUUCCUGAUACAGGACUACUUUAGGAAAUUCAAGAAACGGAAAGAACAAGGACUGGUGGGGAAAUAUCCUGCAAAGAACACCACAAUUGCACUACAGGCUGGACUAAGGACACUUCAUGACAUUGGACCUGAAAUUCGGCGAGCGAUAUCAUGUGAUUUGCAAGAAGAUGAACCAGAGCAAAAUCACCAUGAGGAAGAGGAAGUAUAUAAAAGAAAUGGUACACUCUUUGGAAACCAUGUAAACCAUGUUAGCAGCGAGACAAGAGAUUCAUUUCAGCAGAUCAAUACUACCCAUCGUCCCCUGCAUGUCCAAAGGCCUUCUAUUCCAUCCUCGGGUGACACUACAGAGAAAAAUGUGCAUCCUCCAACAGCAAACUCUUUAUACCAUAACCAUCAUAGCCAUCACAACCGUCAUAGCCAUCAUAAUCACAACUCAGUAGGGAAGCAAGUUCCAAACUCAACAAAUGUUAACCUCAAUAAUGCCAACAUGUCAAAAGUGGCUAAUGGAAAACACACAAGGUCUGGAAGUCGUGAGCAUAUAUCUGAAACUGGGCGACGUUCACACUCCAGAAGUGAUCGUCAUGAAAAGCGUAGAAGAUCAGCCAAUAGGAGAUCUCGCUAUUAUGAAGCUUAUAUUAGGUCAGAAUCAGGUGAUCGGCAUCUACCCACGAUAUGUCGAGAAGAUCAUGAAGUUCGAGAUUAUUAUAAUGAUGAUUGUUAUUUGGACGAUCAGGAGUAUUAUAGUGGUGAAGAGUAUUAUGAAGAAGAUAGUAUGUUGUCAGGAAGCAGGCACAGACGUGACUAUCACAGCAAAUAUCACUGUAAUGACUUAGAUUAUGAACGACCAAAAGGUUAUCAUCACCCCCAUGGUUUUUAUGAGGAAGAUGAGUCACAAAUGUGUUAUGAUUCAAAAAGAUCUCCAAGGAGACGGCUGCUACCUCCAACUCCUACACCAAAUCGCCGUUCUUCCUUUAAUUUUGAAUGCCUCCGCAGACAGAGCAGUCAAGAUGAAAUACCACUGUCCCCUACAUUUCCUCACCGCACUGCUUUACCCCUGCACUUAAUGCAACAGCAGGUCAUGGCUGUUGCAGGUCUGGAUGCCACGAAAGCUCAUCGACAUUCUCCUAGUCGUUCAACACGUUCGUGGGCCACUCCACCAGCCACCCCACCCAACCGUGACCGUACUCCUUAUUAUACUCCUCUUAUCCAAGUAGACCAGCCUGACUCUACAGAAUAUAUGAAUGGCAGCCUACCUUCUUUGCACAGAAGCUCCUGGUACACGGACGAUCCUGAUAUUGCCUAUCGGACAUUUACACCAGCUAAUUUGACUGUACCGAGUGACUUUAGGCAUAAGCAUAGUGACAAACAGAGAAGUGCGGACAGUUUAGUAGAAGCGGUACUUAUAUCUGAAGGACUAGGACGGUACGCAAAGGACCCAAAGUUUGUUUCUGCCACAAAACAUGAAAUUGCAGAUGCUUGUGACAUGACUAUUGAUGAGAUGGAAAGUGCUGCAAGUAACCUUCUCAAUGGGAACAUUAGCAAUGGCGCCAAUGGUGACAUGUUCCCUAUUUUAAAUAGACAAGAUUAUGAACUUCAAGACUUUGGUCCUGGCUAUAGUGAUGAAGAGCCAGAGACUAAUAAAUAUGAAGAAGAUUUAGCCGAUGAAAUGAUAUGCAUUACAACCUUAUAGUAUUUAGUAAGAAAAAAUAUCUUUGAUUUUGAAUAAACAAAAGUGCCUCAUAUUUCCAAGAUGCUAGGCACUAGUUGGAAGUAAGCUUUGCACGGGUGAUGAUGUCACAAUGCAAGGAAGCCAUACUUUUAUUUUUUAAUAAGAGUCUCCAGUAGGAUGAAUGAGGAUCCGAGUGGCAGGAGAAGGCCAUUGCUAUAGAAGAACAAGGCCUUUGGCUACCGAAUCUUGCGCUCGUCGGUGAAGAAAGAUUGAUCUUUAGAUCCAUGGAGAUUCUAACCAGCCUGUUUUCAAAUGAUGAAGGAAAAUUUGAAAGAUAGCUGCCUUUCCAUUUUGUGCUGCUGCCCUGUAGAGUGAAAAAGUUUCUCAGUGGAAGGUUUGGUACUGAAAACAAAUGUCUUCAGGAGAAGGAUGUGGUGAUGACAAUCAAAAGUGUCAUUACCUCUGCUUACAUAGCAUAUCAAAUGUCUACUGCGUUUCACAUAUCCACACCAAUCUUGUUUUUCAAAUUUGCCUCUUAUUUUUUAUUAUUAUCAUUUGUCUAAUCCAGUUUGUCAAAUUUUACCUUCAAGAGAUUAUUUUAUUGGACUGAUGCUGAAAAGCGUUUCUCUCAUAUGUAACACCAGUUUACAUAGCAAAAUAUCAUUAAAGAUAGUCUGUUUUAUGACUGUCACAUUAAGGGCAAAAUAUACUGGAAUAAAUUGCAUUUUUACCAAUGCACUUGCAACCAGGUUAAAGUAAAGUUAAAUAUGAUAGUUUGUUUUAAAAUAAAAUUAUAUAGCAGAGAUUAUUGUAAAUAAAUUGUAAUCUACAAUCAUUUGUAUUUGUAAAGAGAUGUUCUAUAUUUUGUAAUUAUUAUUGUACCGUAAUUGAACUGCAGCAAUAUUUAUGGAGCCUAAUUAUUGUUAUUCUCCACAGGAUUCUAGAUAGAAGUAUUUUUACUUGGACUGUAUAGAGCUAUAGGAUUAAAUAUUUAAAUAGAGCCACCUCUUAUUUCUUCAUUGUAAAAUGCUUUUGAGGUAAAGAUUUUAACAAAAAUUGAUGCUACAGAGAUUUUUAAAAAAAUAUUUUGAGUCAAUAAGAGUCUUGCUAUACAACGUAAGACAUUGAAGAUUACUAUUUUAUAGUAUGAUAUAUGGAAAUUAAGGGAUGUGGAAUUGUCUGUAUCUCGUUUGAAUGACAACAAGCUGUCUGUUUAUUUAUGCUAAAACUCCUGCAAUAACAGGUAAAUAUAAAGAACCAAACGUGGCCAAUUUUAACAAGAUAUCUUUUAACCAUGCAGCUAAAUACAUGGCUAUUUGUAGGUUAAGAUCCCAGUCAUAUGCAUUGUUUCCCAGGAGUAGGCCCCAUGGAAUACAAUGCAAUAAAGAUGCACAGGGCUGUGCUGAAAGUGUUGCUUUGGCAGGGGCAUAUAAAAGUUAGACUUGAAGCAGAGUAUGUGAUGAAAUUACUAUUUACAAAUCCCAAAUAUUCCCAAUAUUGGGUGUAUAUGAUUUCUUCUCCCCCUUUUGUGGUUCCAUGUGUACUGUUUCCAGAAUUAUUUUUAUGCAAUUAAAGGAGGGCUUGGAUAUUGUUUGUGAUGCAGUGAUACUGAGGCUAAUACAAUUUUGGAAACCUGUACUGUCUAGUGUCUGUUUUCUUAAGACUGAAUCAACUGGCUUGUGGCCAAGUAACCUGAUCAGGUUUUAUCUACAUUAACAAAAUAGGUAGCAAUCAAACUCACAUUUCUUAAAGUGUGACAUACAUGAACUCUGCUCCUGUAACCAUUUUGUGCACAGUGGCAAUUUGCUAUGGAUACCUUACAGACCUCUUCUUGAAUCACUUCUUUAAAAUGCCUGGAAAGAAUUUAAAGGUUUGUAGAUUGUUUCUUGACCUACAUCAUUUUGUAUGAAAAGAAAUGCAAAAUGUUCUUCAGAAUAAAAAUGUGUAAUGAUUUUAUUAUA
Anolis carolinensis (green anole) is the source of this 9189-nucleotide messenger RNA. It is a transcript of the gene cacna1d, whose product is annotated as calcium voltage-gated channel subunit alpha1 D. Bases 641 to 7249 code for a protein of 2202 amino acids. Lineage: Eukaryota; Metazoa; Chordata; Lepidosauria; Squamata; Anolidae. Gene Ontology annotation, biological process: calcium ion import across plasma membrane. Gene Ontology annotation, cellular component: voltage-gated calcium channel complex; membrane. The transcript is spliced from 50 exons. The record is from RefSeq and is a predicted model, not a curated record. Gene Ontology annotation, molecular function: high voltage-gated calcium channel activity.